AUGGCCCAUGGGGCCACGCCGCCGUCCACGAACCAGUCCAAGUGCCCACUCACCAAAUUCUCAGGGCAGAACCAGGUCUCCGUCUCCCUCGGCGGAGCCAACAUGCACCUCGUCCUCCAGGCUCAACCGUCGCCCAUGACUCCAUCCUGUCGCUGCUUACUUCCUACCUACGCUACCUACACUACCCAAGAUAGGUACCCAGGAUUUUUACGCGACUACGUUUUGGGCCCCCAAAGCCGCAAGUUCAAGCCCACUUCACUUGCACCGUCGCCAUCCAACUUCCCCUGGACCCCUGCUACCCUGUCCGGCCGACCAAGUGUGCGCGCCUCCCACCACGCGAGCGAGCCAAGCCAAGCCAAUAUUGCUGCCAGCUUCCCCCCCAAAUCGACCAUCCAUCCCGUCCCAUCUUCGCCCGCGCUCGUCCACUCGUUACUCCUUCUUAACCUCGUCUUCCCCCCAGCCAGAGCCAGGGAUCGUCGCCGCCUUCCAAGAGCCUCACCUUGCCUCGUCUUGCCCCUUCGCCAGACCAGAUCCGACAGAGCUGAUCGUCUCGACGACUCGACCACGGCGGGCAACUUCUUAACCCCCCUAUUGAGUGCUACGGCCCACCUACUGGCGACCGACAGAAACUGCAAGCUUGGAAGCAACUGGACCUCGUUCGACUCGACCUCAACCGCCCCGAAUUACCCCAAUUGUGGACGCGACCAAUCUCUCAAAGUCUUGUCGUCGACUGUAGCAUCGUCGACUCGUCAACUUUUCGGCCAUUAG
Molecule: messenger RNA, 768 nt
Organism: Colletotrichum abscissum
Lineage: Eukaryota; Fungi; Ascomycota; Sordariomycetes; Glomerellales; Glomerellaceae
Exons: 2
Coding region: 1-768 (255 amino acids)
Source: RefSeq, a predicted model, not a curated record